Lynx canadensis (Canada lynx) is the source of this 3935-nucleotide messenger RNA. It is a transcript of the gene CASP10, whose product is annotated as caspase 10. Gene Ontology annotation, biological process: negative regulation of extrinsic apoptotic signaling pathway via death domain receptors; proteolysis. Bases 391 to 1977 code for a protein of 528 amino acids. The record is from RefSeq and is a predicted model, not a curated record. Gene Ontology annotation, molecular function: protein binding. The transcript has 11 exons. Lineage: Eukaryota; Metazoa; Chordata; Mammalia; Carnivora; Felidae.
AAACACUUAGUGCCUUCCAAGAGUUCAGUUGCAGCAGUCUUUGGUUUAACCUGGAAAAAUCCCUAGCUGUCCGGCAGGAAAGUUGUAACUCUUGCCUUUAGGAGGCGCUGUUUGUCAGAGUUAUCCUAAACCUGGAAAAGGGAGGGGGAGAGGCCGUCAAGGGAGCUAUGACGUGAGCAGGAAGUUAAUUAUCAAGUUACCCGAACCGGGACUUCCAGUUUUCAUUUGCAUAGGCGGAAAGUCUUGAGUUCUCUUCCCGCGCAAAUGGGAGCUUCCCUGGAACGUGGAUUACACAGAGAAUUUUAAUUUCUUAAAAACUUGUUUUCAGGCAGUUUCCCCCGGAACCAUUUACCUCCAGAGGACGAGCGGAAUUUGAUCUGAAGGCUGGCCAUGACAUCUCAAGGUCAAAGUUUGAGGUUCCGUUCAGAUGAUAAUUGUCAAGUGAACUUCCGUGAGAAGCUUCUGAUUAUUGAUUCAAACCUGGAGGCCCAAGAUGUGGAGGGCUUGAAGUUUCUCUGCCGAGACUGGAUCUCCCACAAGAAGCUGGAGAAGUCCAGCUCAGCCUCGGAUAUUUUUGAUCAUCUGUUGGCAGAGGAGCUGCUGAGUGAGGAAGACCCCUUCUUCCUAGCAGAACUCCUCUAUAUACUCAAACAGAAUUCGUUGCUGCGGUACCUCCGCCAAAGCAGAGAGCAAGUGGAGAGUUUGCUGCCCACCCGAAGGAGGGUCUCUCUGUUCAGAAACCUGCUGUACGAACUGUCAGAGGGAAUCGGCUCAGAGAACUUAAAGGACAUGGUCUUCCUUAUGAGGGAAUCAAUUCCCAAAAUCCAGAUGACCUCUCUAAGUUUCCUGGCAUAUCUGGAGAAACAAGCUCUAAUAGAUGAAGAUAAUCUGAUGUUACUGGAGGAUCUCUGCAGAAAAGUUGUACCUAACCUUAUGAGAAAGAUAGAAAAAUAUAAGAGAGAGAAAGCCUCCCAGGUAGUGACACCUCCUGUUGACCAGGAAACUGAGUCAUUGCAUCAAGGAGAGGAAGAACUAUUUUCCCGUUCAGAUGUUAACCAAUUCUUUGGAGCCUUACAGGUAGGUUCAAUGAUGUGUUGGCAAAUGGGAAAUGCUGGAUCAUAUGGUAAUUCUGCCCAAAGCGACAGAGAAAUCCUGGUCUCCAUAGAGAUGUUGGGAGCAUCUGCUGAGACUUUAACUUCUGAAACCAGCACAAAGGAAGCAACUGUGUACAGAAUGGAUCGGAAGCACAGAGGCCACUGUGUUGUUGUCAAUAACCACAGCUUUACCUCACUCUCAGAUCGACCAGGGACUCAUAGAGAUGCUGAGUGCUUGGAGCGUGUGUUUCAGUGGCUGGGGUUCAGCGUACAUAUAUAUAAUAAUGUGACCAAAGGACGUCUAGAUGAGGUUCUGAAGGAAUAUAAGAGUCAUCCAGGCCAUGCUGAUGGAGAUUGCUUUGUGUUCUGUGUUCUGACCCAUGGGAAAUUUGGAGCUGUCUACUCCUCAGAUGAGGCCCUUGUUCCCAUUCGGGAGAUCAUGUCUCAUUUCACAGCCCAGCAGUGCCCUGGCCUGGCUCAUAAACCCAAACUCUUUUUUAUCCAGGCCUGUCAGGGUGAAGAGAUACAACCUUCUGUAUCCAUUGAAGCAGAUGCUGUAAAUUCCGAGCAUUCACCUCCUACCCCUUCCCUUCUGGCCAGUGUUCCCAGUGAUGCAGAUUUCCUUCUUGGCCUGGCCACUGUCCCUGGCUAUGUAUCCUUUCGGCAUGUAGAGGAAGGCAGCUGGUAUAUUCAGUCUCUGUAUAAUAAUCUGAAGAACUUGGUCCCAAGACAUGAAGAUAUCUUAUCCAUCCUCACUGCUGUCAACAAUGAUGUGAGUCAACAAGCAAACAAAGAAGGAACAAAGAGACAGAUGCCCCAACCUGCUUAUACACUACGGAAAAAACUAGUAUUCCCUGUGCCACAGGAAAAACUUUUAUUGUAGUAGAGAGUUCUCAAUGACUUUUUGACUUGAAAGGAAACUUUGGUCAUCUCUUCCAAUCUCCCACCCACCAUAGGAAUCAUUGAUAGAUGGUGAGCCUGUCAUUCUAAUAGGAAAUGCCCUAUUUUCUGAUUCAACAAAUUCUUUAAAAAAAUUUUUUUUUUAUUUUUGACAAGUCUAAUUGUUAGAACACUUUCUUUAUUGAAGCCUUUGGUUGUAGUCUUGGCAUUAGUUUUGUGCCCUCAGAAAAAGCAAUUGGCCUUGGUUUGUGUAUCUGUGAGGUAAAAGGUAGUACCAGAUACAUUUUAAGAUUCCUUUGAGCUCUAAAGAACCACUAUUCUUAACCUCAACUGAGCUCUGAUUUCCUCUCUGUAUGACCACCCCUUGUGAACAUUCUGUGUCCCUUUUGCAUAGCCUUGUUUUGGACAUUGGAUAAUGAUGAGAUCACACAUGGUUCAUUGACCCUUUCUCUGCUCUCCACUUCCUAAGGCUUCUCAUCUACACAUCUGCUGGGGUGAAAUUUUUGUCUAUAUGAUGCCCAUUUCCAGCUUUAGUAUAAUGAAGGUGUUCCCACAGGAACUCUUUAUCUUGGGUUGGGAACAGGUUUGGCUCUAGGAAGAUGAUAGUUCAGUAUGAAGAGAGACAACUCAGCCACUCUGGGAUCAGAGACUUUACAGGCUGAGGUUAAAUUCUGUGUCGAUCAGAACUUUUCAGGUGCUGAUGACAGAACACCCACAUCACACCAACCAAAGCAAAGAAAGGAAUUUAUUGCCUCAUUCAUCUGAAAACACACAAUUGGGUAGUGCUGGCUUCAGGUGAAGCUUGAAUCAGGACUCAGUCUGCACUAUACCAUCUCUCUCUUGGCCAGAGGUUCUUUUGGUGGCUGCACUGUGCUGACUAAAGCCAACAGCCCCUGCCUUGUCUCCAACAUGCUCUGUUUCUCUGGCCCAAAGAAUUGAGGAGAGAGACAGCCUUAGGGAUGAAGCUAUUCACAGAAGUUGUUGUCCUCUCCUUAGAGAGUUGUCUGGCUGUGCCUUGGUGGGGAGUGUGGUUCUGUAUGGAAGCCUUGCUACUUUUUACAUUAAGGUUUUGAAUAUCUUUAUGUAUGUGAACUUUUUUUUUUCAAUUUCAAGAGGAAUUUUUCUUUUUUAUUUUCUAAGGGAGGGAGAUUGAAAGUCCUGUACCUAAGGCCUUUAUUUAUUGAUGAAGAGGUUGAGGCCCAAGGAGGCAGAGUGAUUUGCUAUAGUCCCCCAGCCAGUUAUUGUUUACAGGGUUUUAUUUCCCACUUGAGUGAACUGGAAUGUCAUGGGACAUAACAGGACUUUUUAGGAACAUUUCCUUGGAUAUGUAGACAUCCAUGAAAGAUAUCCAGGAAUGAAGAAGAAUAACUCUCAGUGAUGCCUGAUUUUGUAAUUAUUAACGUGUAAGUCAAAUGAUCUUCCAGAACCUUUGUAUAUACAAGUCAAAGCGAACAUCUGGUGAUUACAGUCCUUCCCCAGUUGAAUAUACACAGCUUUUGGCCACUUCAUAGUCCUUCUCUGCAAGUGAAAGAUGGUGUGGUACAAAGCAAAGAGCAAAGAAUCUGGAGAUAGAAGCCUUUGGUUUCUGUUUUGCUUUGUGACUUUCUGGCUCUGAGACACUAAGUCAAGCUAGUUUUUUGAGCCUUAUCUAUAAAGUAGAGAAAAAUUACCUAUUUAAGAUAAGGAUAGGUUAAUAUAUAAAUCCAUUUAAAUCUAGUUGUUGUGAGUUAUAUACAAGACCUUUACAUGGCAGAUACCUCUGGCAGUCACCUAACGGAAAUAGAGUUUGAGUUCCUUUGUGUCUAAUUCCAGCUGAAUUUCAGCCACAAAUCAAUACUAAUACCCACCGAUGUCCUCUUAGGGAAAUGUUGGUUUUCCCCGGACUGAUUCACAAUGCCCCCGGCAGCAGCAGGCUAGCUCUUGGCUCUGAAUCCAGCUGGA